Molecule: messenger RNA, 1011 nt
Organism: Helianthus annuus (common sunflower)
Lineage: Eukaryota; Viridiplantae; Streptophyta; Magnoliopsida; Asterales; Asteraceae
Product: DNA repair RAD52-like protein 2, chloroplastic
Exons: 4
Coding region: 152-829 (225 amino acids)
Biological process (GO): double-strand break repair via homologous recombination
Molecular function (GO): DNA binding
Source: RefSeq, a predicted model, not a curated record
GAAACAAGAAGAACUUUGGCAGCUACCACUUCCAUUCAAAGGUAAAACCGGUGUGCUAUAAAACCUCUCACCUACACCUGCACCUACCCACACCCCACCCCCAUCAACCUCUUCCUUCCUUCAAGUCAAAGCAAUACCGGCCGGAGAAACAAUGGCCACCCAUACCACCACCACCUUCAUUGCAUGCCCAACAAUAACUCCACCAACGGAAAAUUUCCACCUUCCGUCAACAAUCACAUUCAAUUCAACCAGCAAACCGGUAGGGUUUCCAAACUCCGUUAAAUUGAACAUAGCAACAACCGGUAGCCGAAGAAAUGUUGUUCGAGUGUCUGCGAUCGGAGAUCGAACCAACAGCAGCACCGGCGGCGAUGCUAGCAGCAACACCAAAGGCAAGACCGGAUCAGCCGUACCUAACUCCAACUACGUGGUGCCGUUUGACAGUUCUCCUUCGUGCAUCACGCGUCCGUUGAUUGAGAUUCUGAGAGAUCUUAAUAAGCGGAUCCAUGAUAAUAUUAUUGUGAAGCAGGAUGACAGUACUCAGAGUUCAUUCAUCCCUUGGUACCACGCUAACAGGAUGUUGAGUUUCUACGCUCCAGGUUGGUGUGGAGAAAUACGAGAUGUGAUAUUUUCAGAUAAUGGAAGUGUUACCGUGGUUUACCGUGUUACAGUACGUGGUUCUGAUGCAGAGGCAUACCGUGAAUCAACUGGAACCGUGUCGGCUGCCACCAUUGGUGAAGGUGUCGACCCUGUUGCUGCAGCCGAAGAAAUUGCUUUUUGCAAAGCAUGUGCUCGUUUUGGACUCGGCUUAUAUCUGUAUCAUGAAGACUAGAAGCCAUACAUGAUUUCAUAUGCAUUAAUAAUAUAUCGUGAAAAUUUUUGUUAUGUUCGAAGCGACAUGAAUAAUUUUUUUUAUGUAUUUCCAUCCUUUAAAGACAUAUGUUUGGUAUGGGUAUAGUGAAAAUGAGCAGGAGGAUGACAUGGAGUUAAUUGCACAAAACGUUCUUUAUGUUU